AUGUCUGAGAAUUCUCGACCAGGGACCCCACGGAAACGAUCAGAGACUGUCGCAACUCCUUCCCGGCCAGCAUCGAUGGAGUCUUUGCACAAUGGAUUCGAAGGACGAGAUCGGUCGCAGUCGGUCACACAGUCGGAGGGCUCACAAGUUCCUAGUGCGGGAUUCGACAGUAUUGACCGAGUGUUCCCCAUCCGAUCUGUGGUCUCCGUUGACCGGAAGGCCGCUGACCAGGCUGCACAUGCGAGGUCUACAGUUUCACCGACUCGCGAAGGCGCAAUGCAAUACCCGAUCAUCGAUACCCAAACCUGGAAUGAAUUAAAUUCCCAAUCCUCGCAACCCCGAUCCGAACCAGGGCUAACUGUGCCGACCGAUACAACUCGACUUGAAACACAUGCCACCAACGAUGCAACAGAGUUGGCAGCGCGCUCGAUGGCGUCUCACGUUAUCCAACACCCGGAGGAAUAUGCCAGGCAAAAAAGUGACAGCCAGUCGGGAAGCACCAACACCGCCAUGCCGGCAUCUCAGCAAGCAGCAAAAUCCGAUGAACCUAACAGUCUUGUUACGUCUCGAUUUACCCACGUCAUGACCAAGAGUGGUCAUGCAGUGAUCACGGGAAGGCAUGGCGAAUCAUUCCAAUACUGUGAGGAUGAGCCUAUUCGAAUUCCCGGCGCCAUCCAGUGCUUCGGAGUCAUGAUCGCCUUGCGCGAGGAGGCUCCAAAUAGGCUUGUGGUGCGCGUCGUCAGUGAAAAUUCGGAACAGAUAAUGGGUUAUACGCCCAAACAACUCUUUGAAGUGGAGAAUUUCUGUGAUGUGUUGAGCGAUGAUCAGUCUGACACAUUCCUCGACCAUGUUGAUUUCGUCCGUGAUGAUGCCUAUGACCCCAGCGUAGAUGGGCCAGAGGUCUUUAUCUUGUCUAUUCGAACUCCAGCGGGGGAGGCCCGUCGUCUCUGGUGUGCGACACAUGUUAGUCCUUCUCAAAAAGACCUGAUCAUAUGUGAGUUUGAAUUGGAGGAAGAUGAGCGCAAUCCACUGAACGUCGACGGACGUGCCACUCCGGCAACCCCUACCGAUACGAUGGGUGCGGUUCCGACCCCGGAGCAAUUUGCUGCAAGUACGAUCAACACCAGCCAACCGUUACGGGUUCUUCGCAACGCCCGACGAAGGAGAGGUGAAGCUGCUGCGAUGGAUGUCUUUAGCAUGUUCACUCAGAUUCAGGAGCAAUUAAGUCGGGCCAACGAUUUGGAUCAAUUGCUCAACACGACUGCUGGCCUGGUCAAGGAGCUCACUGGUUUUCAUCGUGUGAUGAUCUAUCAAUUUGAUAGUAGUUGGAAUGGCCUGGUCGUGGCCGAGCUUGUGGAUCCUAAAGUCUCCGUUGAUCUCUACAAGGGUCUCCAUUUUCCUGCAUCCGAUAUUCCUGCACAGGCCCGUGAACUUUAUAAGAUCAACAAGGUCCGACUUUUGUACGAUCGGGACCACAUCACGUCUCGCCUUGUGUGCCGGUCAUUGGAAGACCUGGAAACUCCCCUGGAUAUGACCCAUGCCUUUUUGCGAGCCAUGUCCCCUGUCCACGUCAAGUACCUCGCGAACAUGCAGGUCCGUUCGUCCAUGUCAAUCAGUAUCAAUGCUUUCAAUGACCUCUGGGGUUUAGUAUCCUGCCAUUCUUACGGAACAGCGGGCAUGCGCGUCUCAUUUCCUAUUCGAAAGAUGUGCCGGUUACUGGGAGACACGGUCUCACGGAACAUCGAGCGCCUUUCCUACGCAACUCGCCUGCAAGCAAGAAAGCUGAUCAAUACCGUCCCCACGGAGGCUAAUCCUUCUGGCUAUAUUAUUGCCUCGUCGGACGACCUUUUGCAACUUUUUGAUGCAGACUACGGUGCCCUUUCUAUUCGCGAUGAAACCAAAAUUCUCGGCGACACCACCCAUUCGCAGGAGGUCCUUGCAUUGCUGGAGUUUAUUCGAAUGCGUCAGAUAAACACGGUGAUGGCUUCGCAUGACAUCAUCAAAGACUUCCCAGAUCUGCACUAUUCCCCGGGACUCCGAGCAAUAUCUGGGCUGCUAUAUGUCCCCCUCUCUACUGGCGGCAGUGACUUUAUUGUAUUCUUCCGCAAAGGACAGCUCACAGAAAUCAAAUGGGCUGGUAAUCCAUAUGAAUCCGCAAAAAGAAAAGAAACAGCCGGAUAUUUGGAACCUCGUGAAAGUUUCACAGCCUGGCGAGAAACAGUCCUGAGUCAGUCACGUGAAUGGUCCGAAACAGAUGUUGAAACCGCUGCGGUCCUGUGCCUUGUCUAUGGUAAAUUCAUCAAAGUUUGGCGACAAAAAGAAGCUGCUAUGCAGACCUCUCAACUCACGCGGUUACUUCUCGCCAACUCUGCUCAUGAGGUUCGCACUCCUUUGAAUGCCAUCAUCAAUUAUUUGGAGAUUGCGUUAGAAGGAGCUUUGGAUGCGGAUACCCGUGAAAGCUUGACAAAGUCACACUCGGCUUCCAAGUCCCUCAUUUACGUCAUCAAUGAUCUUCUAGACCUUACAAACACAGAGACGGGUCAGGACCUUAUCAAGGAUGAAGCAUUCGACUUGAAAUGCACUUUACAGGAAGCAUUUGAUAUGUUGUCUGGAGAAGCCAAGCGCAAGAGCAUCUCCUUUUCCAUGUCUAUGCAACCUGGCCUGCCUUCCAAGGUUCUUGGCGAUCAAAGGCGUAUACGCCAAGUCUUUUCAAACCUUAUGUCCAAUGCUAUUGAACAGACCGCAUCUGGUGCAGUCAUUGUAGAAAUGUGGCGGUCCGCUAACCAAGACACAAGCGACCAUGUUGCAGUGGAGAUGAUGGUUGUGGACACCGGUGCGGGGAUGUCGAAAAUGAAGCUCGAGACACUUUUCACGGAACUGGAACAAGUUUCGACCGAAGGGGAAGAUAACAGACACGCUAUGGAGGAUCAUCAUCAAAAGCGUGUUCUUGGCUUGGGACUUGCCCUUGUAGCCAGGAUUGUAUACAAUAUGAGAGGUCAGCUGGGAGUUAAAUCCGAAGAGGGUAAGGGCAGUCGCUUCAAGGUGAAAAUGCAAUUCCGUCUACCGGAAGGAUCCUCAACUGAGACUCCUGAGGCUGACCAGGAAUUUACUCUGACUCGUGGUAACUCGGAACGGCAAGAGUCCAGGCGACGAAGUACGGAGAGUUUGCGAUCUGGAGCCAGCUCCCGUAGUGGGCGAAGCCAGGCCGAUCGGCUGAUCAGCGCCAUACAGGAGCCGCCACUUGGUCAAGGACCCCCGAGUGAGAGCUCUGAUCUAAGCAGGUUCAGGCAUUCUACCAGUCCCCAGAGCUCGGGAUAUAUGGCCUCUAUGGGUUCACCACCCUUAAAUUUCAGACAGGCAUCAAAUGCAGAUCCUCUUGCCAGCCUCUCCACCGUGACACAUACACCACCGACCACCCUACAACCCAUGGUGUCUCCGCCGAUACCGGGUACAGAAAACAUCACGGACUCAGGUGUGCCAUUGGGGCCUGUUCGAAUUUCCGAGCGCAAACCUAGGCAACCCUCUUCUCAUUUGAACCAGGAGCAAUCCUACUUCCCUCCUAUGCCUCUGCGUGUCGACACAUGUGAGACCAUCUCAACUGUGGGGGAAUCGUCUACAUCAGCAUCAGUAGCCCAAAGCUCUUCACAACUUCUGAGUGUAUUGGUUGCGGAAGAUGAUCCCGUCAAUAGCAAAAUCAUACAUAAACGCCUAACCAAGCUGGGCCACACUGUUGAGCUGACAGGUAAUGGUGAAGCCUGUGCAACCGCAUUCGCCGGUCGCAGCGGAGACUUUGAUGUCAUCUUGAUGGACAUUCAGAUGCCCAUCGCCGAUGGCUAUGCCGCCACCCAGAUGAUUCGUGACUUCGAAUCCAAGGCCGGCCCUGAGGCACUCUCCAACGUAGCCCGGAGCAAUUCCCGCAUUCCCAUUUUCGCUGUUUCAGCUUCACUUUUGGAAUCUGAGAGACAGAGAUAUAUCGAUACUGGAUUUGAUGGCUGGGUCAUGAAGCCCAUCAGCUUUUCUCGAUUGAAUAUGCUUUUCAGUGGCAUAUUUGAAACCGAGGCCAGAGAGCAAGCCACCUAUAAAUCAGGUCAUUGGGAGAAUGGUGGGUGGUUCUGA
Messenger RNA from Penicillium odoratum, 4116 nucleotides. It is a transcript of the gene fphA, whose product is annotated as putative sensor histidine kinase/response regulator. The record is from RefSeq and is a predicted model, not a curated record. Gene Ontology annotation, biological process: phosphorelay signal transduction system; regulation of DNA-templated transcription; detection of visible light. Lineage: Eukaryota; Fungi; Ascomycota; Eurotiomycetes; Eurotiales; Aspergillaceae. Gene Ontology annotation, molecular function: protein binding; phosphorelay sensor kinase activity. Bases 1 to 4116 code for a protein of 1371 amino acids. The transcript is spliced from 2 exons.